UCAUUCUCGCUCGAUCUCCAUUCUACAUGAAUCAUCUCCGUGUAAUAUGUAGCGAGAAAAGAGGGAAAGAGUAGGAAGAUAAAGGCGCGCUACGUCGAAUCAGUCACCACGUCACCGGGUAUACGGGACACCGUUGCGAGCGGCACCACGAGACGAGACGCGUAUAUAGCCGCAUCUAGAGGGGAGAUCCGACACAACCUGACCUGUCCGUGACCACUGUACCGUACCCUCGCUUUUGACAUCGGCGGCGGCGGCGGUGGCGGCGGCAGUGGUGGAGGAGUGUGCGUGCCAGUGGGAAAGGUAAGAUGGCGGCGGACGGAGAUGCGGUGAUUCCGGACCAGGAAAAAGUGCGAAUAGUCUCGGAUUUUAUAUUGCACUCGCCGCCGGGCGAGUUCAAUGAGGUGUUCAACGACGUGAGGGUCCUGCUGAACAACGACAACCUGUUGAAGGAGGGCGCAUCCGGGGCCUUCGCUCAGUACAACAAGGACCAGCUCACGCCUGUUAAGAUUGAGGGAAGCGACCAUCCAGCGCUCAUAACAGAACACAAUGACCUGGGUUCUCAGAGGUUUUACGACGCACGGAGUAAGCAAAGUUUUAAAUAUGAUCAUUUGAGGAAGGAGGCGCAAGAUUACGAAUCCUAUGAACCAGACCCUGCAGCGGAACCUUGGAGAUCAGCUCUUCAAGAGGAGAUAACGAAUUAUACUCAAAGUCACUACAGACAUGGUGCUUGCUCAGUUUUUGGAAAAUCCCUUGGAGGAAACAUAACGCUAACAGCAUGCAUAGAAGAUCAUCAGUUUCAACCUAAAAACUUCUGGAACGGCCGCUGGCGUUCGGUGUGGACCGUAAGUUUUACUCCAAAUUCGGGAAACGCCGAAUUGAGAGGUAGUCUCAAAGUACAAGUACAUUAUUACGAAGACGGAAAUGUACAACUGGUCAGUAGCAAAGAGGUGAAGGAGAGCCUGUCGAUCUCCAAUGAGAAGCAAACGGCGAAGGAUUUAAUACGGUUUGUCGAGGAAUCGGAAAAUGAUUAUCAAACGGCAAUCUCCGAGAACUAUCAAACGAUGUCUGACACCACUUUCAAGGCAUUGCGAAGGCAAUUGCCAGUAAUGCGGACAAAAAUCGACUGGAACAAAAUCGUAUCGUACAGUAUUGGCAAAGAGCUUAAAAGUCAAUAGAAAUAGAUUUUUUAUAUAAUAAUAAUAAUAUUAAAAGAAAUAAUUAAAAAAAGGAAAAGUGCAUUUUGCUGCAUGAGUGAAAAGUCUGGAGGUGUGAUGUGCAUAGGAGCAAACUAUAACAUUACCGAGUAAACGUUUGAUUGGAGAUAUUUGAUUCGUGUACAUGCCACUCAAGGUUCCUCUCGACUCUACAUUGUAAUCUUGUUACAAAAAGCAAUAAAAAACAAAGGGAGAUCGGCA
This is a messenger RNA of Linepithema humile (Argentine ant), 1415 nucleotides long. RefSeq names its product F-actin-capping protein subunit alpha (gene cpa). Gene Ontology annotation, molecular function: actin filament binding. Gene Ontology annotation, cellular component: F-actin capping protein complex; actin cortical patch. Gene Ontology annotation, biological process: actin cytoskeleton organization; barbed-end actin filament capping. The record is from RefSeq and is a predicted model, not a curated record. Lineage: Eukaryota; Metazoa; Arthropoda; Insecta; Hymenoptera; Formicidae.